This is a messenger RNA of Candidula unifasciata, 618 nucleotides long. Lineage: Eukaryota; Metazoa; Mollusca; Gastropoda; Stylommatophora; Geomitridae. The record is from the annotation of a GenBank genome assembly.
AUGGGGAACGUUUCGAAUAAGGAGCUAAGCAGUUUCCAGAAAAAGAAACUUCUGUACGAAUAUCACACGUUCUUUGAUCUAAACAAAGACGGCGUACUAGAGUGGAAAGACUUCCAAAUAGCACGGAUGAGAAUCUGUGCGAUGAGUGGCUGGAAGGACGGUAGUGACAAGGCUCUAAAGGCCCAACGUGUUUUUGCCGACAUGUGGAGGUACCUACAAGACGACGGCGAUGUCGAUCUUGACGGGAAAGUCACCGAGGAUGAGUGGAUGCGAAUGUGGGAGAAACUCAACACCGAAUACCUGACCAGAAAGAAAGAUAAGAAUUUUGAAGAGAAGGAUGACAAGAUUCCAGACUGGUUGGAGCGAUACAUCGAGUACAAGUUUGAUCUUUUUGAUAGAACAGGGGAUGGUGUCAUCGACAUUGAUGAAUUCGAGUACGUUUGUGGAGAUUUUGGUGUGUCGCCUAAGGAGGCCAGAACAUCGUUUCUUCUCUUUUCUAAGAACCACGAACAAAAUGUUGAUCUGAGUUACUUUCGCCAGCUUUGUAUCGAGUAUUGCAGAUCUGACGACCAAGGAAGUCUGGGAAAUUUCAUUUCAGGGAAGCUGGAUUUCACAUAA